CAUAGAAGCUCUUGAAUUGGCUUCUGAAUUACAAUGUCAUCUUCUUGGUUCAGAACUCUACUGGCCCUUCUUUUUAUCACUUCAGUACUACUGCAAAAAUCAGAUGGGCAGUUUGAGGAAUGGUGCAUAGCUGAUGAGCAAACCCCAGAUGAAGAAUUACAAAGGGCUCUAGAUUGGGCUUGUGGAAAGGGAGGCGCAGAUUGCAGUAAGAUACAAAAAAACCAGCCUUGUUAUUUUCCCAGUACUAUCAGGGACCAUGCCUCUUAUGCCUUCAAUGACUACUACCAAAAGUUCAAGCACAAAGGGGCAACUUGCUACUUCAAUUCUGCAGCUAUGAUCACUGAUCUUGACCCCAGUCACCAUUCAUGCAAAUAUGAAUUUCUUCCAUGAAGUUUGAAGAUUGAAGAUCUUUAAAUGUUCCCAUUUCAUUUCUUGUAACCUCAUUCAAGUAUGGAACGGUAUGAAAAACUGUUUGAUGCUUGAUCCUGUUGCAGAUAAUUUAUCGUUUAUAAGUUUGAUCUAGACUCUUCAAACCUUGCAUUGGGUCUAGAAAUUUCUGCCAUGUCUUUCAAUAAAUUUUCAUGAUUUCUGGGCUACAUAUCUUCAAUAAAUUCCAUGACUGCCUGGAUCCGGAAGGAUUGCCUCUGCAGGGAUAAAAAGACCAGUGAAAAAUCAUAGCCAUAUGAUUAGAAAUCACUAGAAAGUACUUGAUAUAUGCACUUAUCUAAGCAUUUAAAGAAGAUGAGCAUGGGGGGGGGUCUCUGUAACAUAUUUUCUGAAUUAAUUUCAGAGUGUGUGCUCACAUUCUUAGGGAUGAGAGUAACCCCUUUCAUGGCUUUAUCUCCAUCCACUGAA
Molecule: messenger RNA, 855 nt
Organism: Pistacia vera
Lineage: Eukaryota; Viridiplantae; Streptophyta; Magnoliopsida; Sapindales; Anacardiaceae
Product: PLASMODESMATA CALLOSE-BINDING PROTEIN 5-like
Exons: 3
Coding region: 34-390 (118 amino acids)
Source: RefSeq, a predicted model, not a curated record